Molecule: messenger RNA, 1678 nt
Organism: Salvia splendens (bonfire salvia)
Lineage: Eukaryota; Viridiplantae; Streptophyta; Magnoliopsida; Lamiales; Lamiaceae
Product: polyadenylate-binding protein RBP47
Exons: 6
Coding region: 208-1518 (436 amino acids)
Cellular component (GO): cytosol
Molecular function (GO): mRNA binding
Source: RefSeq, a predicted model, not a curated record
UCGCACACUUUUAUCUAUCUCGCUAGCCGACUUCGCAAACCCCUCUCUCUCUCUCUCUCUCUCUCUCCUCUCCUCUCCGAGUCCUGCCUCUCUCUCUAUCUAUCUAUCCAAUACCUGGUUUUUUCAACCAGGUAAGGUAACCUAAUCCCUUGCGGAGGAGUUGAUUUGAACUCGAGCGGAGAGGUGAAUUUUUGCUGCGGGGUCAAUAUGAACGGCGGGGAUUUGAACCAGAGCCAGAACAACAACCAGCAGCAGCAGCAGCAGCAACAGCAGCAGAUGCAGCAGCACCAGCAGUGGAUGGCGAUGCAGCAGUACCAGCAGUGGAUGGCGAUGCAGUAUCCGGCUAUGGCGAUGCAGCAGCACAUGAUGUACAAUCAACAUUACGUCCCGUACUACCAGCCGCAGCAGCAGCCGCAGCCGCAGCUGACGCAGGGGCAGAAGCACGGCAAUCAGAUUCAGAACGGCGCCGAGGAUAAUAAAACGAUCUGGAUUGGAGAUCUCCAGCCGUGGAUGGAUGAAGGUUAUAUCCAGUCGUGCUUUUCUCAAUCUGGAGAGGUUGUCUCAGCCAAGAUAAUCCGCAAUAAGCAGACAGGUCACUCUGAGAGAUAUGGAUUCAUUGAGUUCAAUUCUCAUGAAGCAGCAGAGAAAGUUCUGCAGAGUCUCAAUGGGACCACCAUGCCGAAUACCGAGCAACCAUUUCGCUUAAACUGGGCAGCCUUUAGCACUGGUGAUAGGCGACCUAAUACUGGUGGUAAUGGUGGUGAUGUUGGUUCUGAUCUGUCAAUAUUCGUCGGAGAUUUGGCUUCUGAUGUUACUGAUGCAAUGUUGACCGACACGUUUGCUAGUAGAUAUCCAUCGGUAAAAGGCGCUAAAGUUGUGGUUGAUGCAAAUAGUGGCCGUUCAAAAGGUUAUGGAUUUGUCAGGUUUGGAGAUGAAAAUGAAAAGACCAGAGCCAUGAAUGAAAUGAAUGGUGUUUAUGUUUCUAGCAGACCUAUGCGAAUUGGUGUUGCAACCCCUAAAAAGACUUCACCACAACAACAACAACAACAAUAUUCUUCCCAAGCUGUCGUAUUGUCUGGUGGUGGUGGUGGAUAUGCAAAUGGUGUUGUCCCUCAAGGUCAGCCUGAGAACGACUCAUCUAACACAACAAUAUUUGUGGGAGGACUUGACUCUGAUGUAACUGAUGAGGAGCUGAGACAAUCUUUUACUCCAUUUGGGGAGGUUCUCUCUGUGAAAAUACCAGCUGGAAAGGGAUGUGGAUUUGUUCAAUAUGCAAACAGGAGCAAUGCAGAGGAAGCUAUUAUGAGACUAAAUGGGACGGCUAUUGGCAAGCAGACAGUUCGUCUUUCAUGGGGUCGAACUAUGAGUAACAAGCAGUCGAGGAUGGAUGCUAAUGGUCAGUGGAAUGGGGCUUAUUACAGGAGGCAAGGUUACAACGGCUACGGAUAUGCUGCAGCCAGCCCUUCAUACGGACCUCCUUCAAAUGGCCACGGAAAUCUCCAACAGCCAGUCAGCUAAAACCAGCUCUGCUGUGUACCUUAGAGCUCUUAUUUAUGAGGGAAAAAUGUAUCCAAACCCAGAUGAUGUAUGGGAAAAAAGAAUUUUGUAGCUGGAUUAUAUACCGCGUGAGACUUGCCUACUUUUUUUUUUAACUUAAGAUUGAGAUUUUUACUUAUAA